This is a messenger RNA of Aspergillus affinis, 831 nucleotides long. RefSeq lists its product as uncharacterized. The record is from RefSeq and is a predicted model, not a curated record. The coding region runs from base 1 to 831 and encodes 276 amino acids. Lineage: Eukaryota; Fungi; Ascomycota; Eurotiomycetes; Eurotiales; Aspergillaceae. The transcript is spliced from 3 exons.
AUGUCUUCCAUGAACCAUCCCCGUCUUUCCGUCCUUCCCACAGAGAGUGAACCAGUCAGGAUGCACGUAAUCUCAAAAGUUGAAGAGAUCUUGCAAAAGUCAGAACAAGGGAAGAUACUUAUUACGCCGGGCGAAUUCAACGACGUGGAAGACUUUCUAGAAGGAAAGAAACUUAAGUACAGCUACAACUCCGCGAGUGGGUACCUGCGAUUCUAUAUGCCUUCGUGGAUUCACGAGAGUCUCGCCGACUGGAUAAAGGAAUGGGAGUCUGGAAUGGCCGCCUCAGGCGAUCUGCGCCCGGGAUCACUCAGGAUGCCUGCAAAUGUCCAGCUUCAGAACUUCCUUGGAAUCUACUCUGACAGUCGAAAAAUCCCCGACACUUUCCUGAUCCCUAAAGGCGAUGACAUAUGGCCGGCGACUGCGUUCGAGAUUGAUGAUAGCGAACAAUACGACGAUCUGAAGUGUGAUGCAGAUCUGCUGCUACAAGGGUCAGAGGGACAGAUAGGGACUGUUGUGCUAGUGAAACUGGACCCUCUCAGAAACAAUCAAACAUGCGUUCAAUCUGGCUUUGUGGAAAUAUACACCUACGACUCGGAGUCCGGCAAAAGCCGCCAGCGGGGAAAACGGAUGGUGAGCCAACUCGUUAUUGUUUUGUGGGAUUUACAAGGUGCUGAUUACAAUCUAUACUCUUUUCCCCCCUCCGAGAAAUCAUUCCCAUCAACGGAUCCAACUCGAAUGGGGGGAUCUCCUUCGGGAGCGUUUGGACCUUUGUAUCUCACAAAGGCAGAAGCCGGCGCCGUUAACUCUCGACGCUCUGCGGGAUGUCAUUGA